AUGUCUCGUCACAUAACUUUUGCAUUGUACUUUCUUGUUGCUAUCACAUUUAUUAUUCUCGCUAGUUCUGUCUCUGUGAAUGCUUUUGCCGAAAAUUCGGAUCUUGCUUACGACGACAUCGAUACCUCAACUUCGGCUAAUUUGCCUUAUCAAGAUCUAGAAACUAUCGCCCCUGAAGAGAUUGAAGCAUCUUCAGAUGAAGCUGCCGAAAUUACUGAACAAGAACUUGAAGCAGCAAAGAAUCAUCAAGUGUUUUACCAAUGCGUUCUUAGGUGUUGGUCCUUGUCUUCGAUGAGACACCGUCCUUUUACACAAUGUAUUGAAACUUGUAUUAUCACUUUCAGAAGAAAAGCUUUUUCUAAAACAUAA
Messenger RNA from Cetraspora pellucida, 369 nucleotides. Lineage: Eukaryota; Fungi; Glomeromycota; Glomeromycetes; Diversisporales; Gigasporaceae. The record is from the annotation of a GenBank genome assembly.